GCGGCCGGUAGAGGCGCGUCGGCGGCGGAGGUAAAGGUUGCAGGUGGGAUUCGGGGUCCCUCUUCCCUUCUGAAUAUCUCCGAUGUCCCUCAGGGGUGACCUUAGCGAGCCUGGAGACGCCGAGCCCGAAGCCAGGGGAUCCCGCUGAGAAAGAGUGUCGAGAAACAUGGAGAUGAAUUGUUUAACACUAAAAGACCUGAUUAGCCCGAGACACGGGAAGAUAGAUUACACAAACGAAGAUGGGGAAAGUGCACAAAAGGAAAACAUAUUUGAUCGACCCAGAAUGACCCCAAAGACUCCCAUGAAAAAUGAGCCUAUCGAUUUGUCCAAACAAAAAAAUUGUACUCCUGAGAGAAGCCCAAUUACACCUGUGAAGCUGACAGAUAGGCCUCUAGCAGAUCCAUGGACUCCAACAGCUAACCUAAAGAUGCUUAUUAGUGCUGCUAGCCCUGACAUGCGGGACAGGGAAAAGAAAAAAGAACUCUUCAGACCAAUUGAGAACAAUGAAUUCAGUGAUGCUCUCCCUGAUUCCUCACAGUGUGAUACUGUAGAUGAUGGAACUACAGAUGAAUAUGAAAAGCAAAGACCCAGCAGAAAACAGAAAAGCUUAGGACUGCUGUGCCAAAAGUUUUUAGCUCGCUAUCCUAGUUACCCUUUAUCAGCAGAGAAGACAACAAUUUCUUUGGAUGAAGUGGCUUCCAGUCUUGGAGUUGAACGCAGGCGGAUUUACGAUAUAGUGAAUGUCCUGGAAUCUCUUGAUCUUGUUAGCCGAGUGGCUAAGAAUCAGUAUUGUUGGCAUGGUCGUCACAGCUUGAGCCAGACUCUGAAAAAACUCCAAGAAAUAGGAGAGCUACAAAAAUAUGAAGAACUUAUGACUUCUUUCCAGCAGAAAGAACUCGACUUUGAGUGUAGAUUUGGAGAACACAAAAAAGAGAGCUUUAUAGAUUUCCAAGAGCGACAGUUGCUUGACUUCUCAGAGACAGAUUGUCCGUCUGCAUCUGCAAACAGCAGAAAGGACAAGUCAUUGAGGAUUAUGAGCCAGAAAUUUGUCAUGCUGUUCCUUGUCUCCAAGACCAAGAUAGUCACUCUUGACAUAGCAGCAAAAAUAUUGAUAGAAGAAAGCCAAGAUACAGCCGAUCACAGCAAGUUUAAAACAAAGGUAAGAAGACUGUAUGAUAUUGCUAAUGUCUUGACAAGUCUUGGGCUCAUAAAGAAAGUGCAUGUAACAGAAGAAAGAGGUCGUAAGCCAGCCUUCAAGUGGAUUGGGCCUGUGGAAUUCACUGGAAAUAACGGUGAUACAAAAAUGGAAGUUCGAACCUGUGCUACUCUUACUGAAGUGAAAAGAGCAACACGUGUUCCACAUCAAGCUUGCUCUAAUAGAAAAGAUCGACUGUCACGCCAUGCUUCUUUCAGCGUUCCUCAGCCUUCUGAACUGGUCAAGAGAAAAGUUAGUUCUGAGCCAAGCAGUCCACACAAAGAAAGGCAAGACGAUUACUGUUCCAAAAUGAUAAACCUAGCAUCUGUUUGCUGCCAGAACUUGGAAGAUAAUAAAAGUAGAAGUAUUGAAGCAGCAAGAAAUAUGAGCAUCAUUCCUUCCUUCUCAGUUCUUCCUGUUCCAGAAGAUUCAGACUAUUGUGCUAAUGCCUUCCCUCGCUUUCCUGAAAAGACCAACUCAAACACACCACAUUGGUCUUUAGCAAAUGGAAGAAACAAUCAAAAUUUACCAUCAUCUGUUGUACCAGCUUCCAAAACUGAGACUGGAAAAACCAAUGUGCUCCCCAGCCAACCUUUCGUUUACCUGCCAUCUCCAUCUCUUUAUAUGUUGUGUGGCAAACUUCAUGAAAGCCAGCCAAGGGAAAGCUUUCCAGAAAAGAGAAGUGAAGACCUGGAGGGCCACAUUUCACCCUGCUCAACAGAAACUGCCAAAUCUCCAGCUAACUAUCGCAAGCGGAGUUCUCAAAAAUGUGUACCUACCACUGCAGCGCCAGCUGAAGAGGAACCUAUAGCCAAAAGACAAAGCCUGGAGCAGAGCGAUGGCCCUAUUUCAUUAGUAGUAUCUAAGAAGACCAUUCAGCCAGUAGAUGCAAAGUCUUCUCCAGACAACAUCUGCAGCUCCCUUGACCAACAAAGAGGCUUUCAACUUGAAUCAGGGACUUCUGACAUUCUGGAAACUGCCAUAACAGAAACCCAGGACCAAGAAGAACCAUAUAGGAGUAAAGACUUAAAGGAAAACUUGAAAGAAAAGGAACAGGCUUCUCAGGAAAAUGGCAAACCAUCUUUUCUACCACAGUAUCUCUACGUACAGCCUACAGCUGGAUUAAAUGGUUUUAAUUUCCUGUUUCCUACCAACCAAGCUCCUGCUCCUGUCAGCCUACCUUCAAGCCGCAUGCCUUCACUUAAUGUUCCCUGUAUGAUGGUUCCAUCUACUGCAUUGGCACCAUUCCCUCUUAUCUAUUCCUCAGCAGUAACAAGCCAACUUCAUUCUUCAUCUUCUGGCUCUUUCCCAAAUGUCACUUGUGUGAAUUUUAGUAUGCCUGGCUUGACUUCUACACCUCCUGUUUUCAUUGGAACCCCUGCUGUAGUAACUCCAAAUUCAUCACAAUUACCUACACUGGAACCACACCAGCAGUUUCAUUCAGCUGUACAUCUGAAUACUCUCCUUGGAUCUGCUUGCAACUCCGUUAAAACAGACCCAUCAAUUUGCAUGGGACAUCCAGUCACCCUUCUGAAAUUACCACAGCCUUCUACAACUCCACUAACUCCUAAGAAUAUGCGUCCAACAACUCAAGAAACAUUUUUCAAGACACCUGGCAGCCUAGAAGAUCCUCUUAUAUGGCGGAAAAAUGAAGGCAACCAGAGCAGAACAUCAAGUUCUGUUCAAAGAAGAUUAGAAAUCUCCAGCAAAAGCUCUGACUGAUCCAUCCCAUUACUGCAAUAUGGGUAGCUUAGAAAAGUCUUCUGCUUAUUACAGAAAAAACAAUUAUUGCAUUAAAAAAAGAAAAAAUGUUUUAAAAUAUUGUUCCAUAGGCACAUUUGCCCACUGUGCAUUGCCCAUUAUUGUUAACUUUCUCCCUCAUGAAUCACCCUACUUGUAUAAAUAUCAAUUUUGAUUAGAAUUCUAAUUAUGCAGAUGCAGAUAUAAGGAAGCAUCAAAUUCUAUUCCAGGGCUGAAAAAAUAAAAUGUAUCAGUGAUAUGAGCGAGUUUAACUGUGAUCCAAAGUCUAAAACUUGGGGAGCGGGGCUGGCUAGCACUUAAAUAGUGGGAACACUCUUUACAAGGGCUCUAUUUAUCCUGUGGGGGGGGGGGUGACUGGACAGGCAGCAAGAACAGUAGUGUAGUCUGCUGAGUCUGAUUUAGUCAAAAACAUUUGCAACUUCAAAGCAGACUUUUGCAGAGUACUUGAAUGCGACUGACGGAUGUACAAUUUUUCCUGCACUUGUUAAGAAAAAAAUCUAAUAAUCUACAGUAAUGAACGAAUGUACUCACAGGAAAUACUUUAAGGCCAAAAUGACUGUGAACUUAUUUUUGUAUUAAUGAACUUUGUAGUUUCUGUUGUCUUUUUUUCUGCACAAAAUGUUCAAGUUCGUUAGUUGUCACAAAAGCUUGUUCCUAAAACUGUAGAGGCUAACAGGUUGUUUCAAGAAUCAUCAGCCUCUAAAAUGUUUACUUCAAAAUGUAGCUCAUCCCUAAUUUAAAUAUGAGUGAGCUACAAUCCUUGAGCCAGACUUCUUUUACAGCAUUACACAGAGCUCAUCUUAUCUGCAAUUCUGCCAAAGGAACUGAAAGAAUUAUCUUUGACUGAUGUGACUGUAUUGUGUAGUUGUAUGACUUCCACAAUUAAUAUGCCUAAUGUUCAUUAAGAAACACUUUAAGCACAGUAUUUAUGGCAUGAGUGACAUUGAGGUCAGAAGGAACAUAUGAUGUAGGAGAUGGAAGACCUGCAACCUAAUAUGAGUUAAAUUAAUCAAUGCACCAUUUUUUUUAAUUAACAGAAGAACAGGAGAAAUAGAGAAUACGUCUUAACUGGUAGUCCACAAGUUUAGGAUAUUGACACUUGAGGGCAGUUCAUAUUCACAAAGUAAUUACUAUAGUGUUAAAAAACGUAAUAGAUUAAAAUACCUUAAUGGGACAGAUACUGGAUUUUAAAAAUUAUCAUGUUACUUUGAGUUUAUAAUCAAGUAAAUGGCUUUUUUUAACCUAGAAUGACUUUGAAUUCAUGAUGUAUGUUUCUUAUGGUCAGACACAUUUUCUGAUAUAUCAUUUCAUUAAGUUUUAGGAAGAAUUAUGGCUUUAGUAUGUUUAAUUUUGAAUAAUGGAAUAUAUUACCAAAAUAAGGUUAAAGAUGAACAGUUUUAGUGGAGCUGAAAUUGAGAACAUAAUUUCCUUGUAAGAACCUUACAAGGAGGGUAUUUGAUAAGACUUACAUUUCUUAAAUCUCAGCAGUAAAAUUGUAUUGGGAGAUUUACUGUUAAUUUAAAAAAUACUUUACACUACAGAAUUUGCAGGUUUAUGUGCCUUUAUCCUAGUACAUAUGUGUGCAUUCAAGUGUGGCCCAAUGGAAUGAAGUUUUCUGCUUGCAGCAAGAACUGCAGCAAGGAGCAACUUGCGUUUCUGUUCAUCAGCUUGUCAAGUCAAUACCACUGUAGGCUCAGAGCAGACUAUUGCUAUUAGCAGACAGACCAUGCAAUGUGCCUGUUCCUUAUCAGUCUCUCACCACCUUGUUUCAGUGUAGGGAAAGACGAAGACUGGUUUAAAGCUCUCAAAUAUAAAAGACAAUGUGUUUUAUUUUGUUUUAUAAUUGACUAUCCUUUCAUGUUCCCUGCUUCUUGGGCAAGUUGGCUAUGUUGGUUUCAUAGGACAAGGAAACUGAAAGUGAACUAAUUUCACUGGCACAGCUUCCUUCGGUUAAUGUAUUUAUUCAGGCAUCCAGCUUCGCAAAACUCUUGGGUUCAGAUAGAACAAUCUGUGAGGCAUUAACGCUUGUGAAAUGCUGCCAUGAACAUUUGGACCAGUAAAGGGCAUUGUUUCCUGGGAAGAGAUGGGAAGUUCCUCUGCGUUUGAACUGUUUAAACCUUUGCUAAGUGCACCAGUAGCACAAUCUCUGUCGGUCUUGCAGCUUCUACCUGUUGGGUCUAAUAAGGAGGCUGAAGGUCUUCUCGUGGCAUGAGCAAAAGCGGGAUCCUAAGGGCUAUGGUACACUGGGGAGGAAAGCCAAAUCAAAUCCAGGGCAAACAUAGAGGAAGGGGAAAUGUAUUUUGUUCUUUUUAUCAAAGGCACUGGCAAGAUUAUCCCUGUUGUAUGCAGGAAUGAAGCUUGAUGACCAAGAGCCUCUUGCCUGAUAGGAUGCUGGAGUAAUUGUGAUUCCAAUAACUAUUUCCAUAAAGCUAUGGCAAAAGUGCUUCAAGAAAAAGGGGUCCAUAGCUUACACUGACACAGGUGCGUACGUACAGCACUAAAUUGUGCAGGAUUUCAGGGCUUUUAAAACCUUCAUGUUCUGGUACUCAAGUGUUUGCUGGGGGGAGAGGGUGUGUAUAACUUAUAUACUUGAAUCUACAUACCACGUUUACAUUUCUCAAUUUAUGUAAAAGGUGCUAUUCCUGUAUUUAAAAAGCCGUGUGUGUUUUGUAAUGUAAAGCUGCUUUAUGUUUAUAACAUUGCACUGCUUGUUUAUUAUCUUGAUAUUAACUUUACAACCGCUUGUGGAUUUCCUUCACUGAACAGAAAUUACUUCUGUCUUAGGUUCCUUGCUACACUCUGCAUAUAAAACUAUUAAGAACACACACUGUUGUUGGGGGAGCAUAUUUUUAUACUUUCAGUUAGAGAA
This is a messenger RNA of Python bivittatus (Burmese python), 5825 nucleotides long. RefSeq names its product E2F transcription factor 7 (gene E2F7). Gene Ontology annotation, molecular function: RNA polymerase II cis-regulatory region sequence-specific DNA binding; DNA-binding transcription factor activity, RNA polymerase II-specific. Lineage: Eukaryota; Metazoa; Chordata; Lepidosauria; Squamata; Pythonidae. The record is from RefSeq and is a predicted model, not a curated record. Gene Ontology annotation, biological process: regulation of transcription by RNA polymerase II. Gene Ontology annotation, cellular component: RNA polymerase II transcription regulator complex.